Xyrauchen texanus (razorback sucker) is the source of this 1863-nucleotide messenger RNA. It is a transcript of the gene timm17b, whose product is annotated as translocase of inner mitochondrial membrane 17 homolog B (yeast). Lineage: Eukaryota; Metazoa; Chordata; Actinopteri; Cypriniformes; Catostomidae. Gene Ontology annotation, molecular function: transmembrane protein transporter activity. The record is from RefSeq and is a predicted model, not a curated record. The transcript is spliced from 6 exons. Gene Ontology annotation, cellular component: mitochondrial inner membrane; TIM23 mitochondrial import inner membrane translocase complex. Gene Ontology annotation, biological process: protein import into mitochondrial matrix. Bases 134 to 643 code for a protein of 169 amino acids.
CGAAUAUAAUGAUUAGAUAACAAAUGUCUGCAGUGACACAAAAGCCGUUCGUGAGAUUUGAUUGAGCUGUCUUUCAACUCCUCUUGUCACAGAAAUAUUGCGUAACCGCUCUUACGUCAGCUGUUUAUCUAUCAUGGAGGAGUAUGCCCGUGAACCUUGUCCAUGGAGGAUAGUUGAUGACUGUGGGGGUGCAUUUACCAUGGGGGCCAUUGGAGGGGGGGUCUUCCAGUCUGUGAAAGGCUUUCGCAAUGCCCCUGUGGGUGUCCGACACAGGCUGAGAGGGAGUGCAAAUGCCGUGAGAGUUAGAGCGCCACAAAUUGCAGGUAGUUUUGCUAUAUGGGGUGGACUCUUUUCCACAAUAGACUGUGGUUUGGUGCGUCUACGGGGAAAGGAAGACCCUUGGAACUCCAUCACCAGUGGAGCUAUGACUGGAGCUAUACUGGCUGCACGCAGUGGGCCAAUAGCUAUGGUGGGCUCUGCGAUGAUGGGGGGAAUUUUGCUUGCCCUUAUUGAGGGCUUUGGGAUACUCCUCACUAGAUACACAGCACAGCAGUUCCAGAAUUCGAGUCCCUUUGUGGAGGACCCGAGUCAGCUUCCCCCAAAAGAAGGAAGCCAAGGAACACGUUAUGGACAGUAUCAUUAGAACCACUGUGUUACCAUGGUGACUGUAAUAUAAUAGACUGUGAAAAAAUCGAGAGGACUGUUAGAAGUUUAGGAGCCUCCGCAUAGUUUACAGAACCCUCUCCAGAGACCAGGGGAGGGGAUACUCGCCAGAAGCUUUCAUCAUCCUUUUAUUGAUGAUAGAUGUUUAUAUUGAUGCCACUCAGGGGCAAACAGUAAGUAAAUUGUAUAAUUUAUGAAUUGUGAUAUACACUUUGGUAUUUUGUCCUGUUGCAAAGGGAAGGAGUUGGAACAUUGGUAACCAAAGAUUUGCAUCAAGCACAUCCCUUCAAUUUAAUUAUUUUUGUAGUUUACACCCAUUUCAACACAUCAUGUAUUGACAACAUUCUUAUGUUGAGAAAAAUAUAUAGUGAUUCUACACUAGAAAAGCCUCAAGGAUUUUACAUUUCGAGCAAUUUUUAGGAAGUUGCACUUAGUGGAUCAGAUAAAUGUAAAGUAUUUACCUGAAAAAACAACAGUUUUAAAUCAUUCAAAUUUUAACAAAGCAAAUGAGCAAUGUAUGGCUGCAGUACAUUUUUCUAUGUCUCAUUACUUGUCAUGCAAAGUUUAUUUUAAUCUAAUCCAUGACUUGAACCUGGACAAUUGCUUAACCAGCAAGAAAGGUCCUCUUUUAGGUCCUAUUUUGAUGUUUUGCACCUUUUCAAUUUUGGAGCCACUUAACCUUCAUUCUUUUAAUGCCAAACUGAACAUUUGUGUUUAUGCUCCAUUUGAUAAUGUGCAUUCAGGAGAGACACUGUUGUUGAAAUUAAGAUUCAUCUUAAGCACUUUAAUAAUGUUCCUCUACCAAAUAGUUUUUAGCGUGUCAUUCAUCCUCUCUGUGUUGUUUUGUGCUGAGCAGUUUCCUACACUCACUCAUCACUAUAUACAUUUUAUUAUAAUUUAUCACAGGUUUAUAUGAUGGAUUUUUCUUCUUUUUUUUUGGUGCUCUUCAAGAAAGAAUAUGUAUGAGUAUCUUGUCUUAAAUUAUUUGUAUUGUUGCUAUAGGCUUUAAAAGCUGGAUGGAUGGAUGGUUGCUAUGGUUUGUAUUAGAAGUAAUAUUCAGUCUUAAUCAAUAAUUUUGAAUAAAUAAUGUUAUUAAAGCUGAUUGUAAUAUUUUUGAUGUACAAAAACAAUCUCCUAUCCCAGCUCAAUAUGCAGAAAUAAUUAAAAUAAACCAUUUGUUGGCUGAUUUCUUAGAAAAGU